AUGGUAUCGCGAAAGCGCACCCGCUCCGAGGUGGACGCUCCUCCAGAGCAGCCACACGAGGAGCCUGGUUUGCUAACCCAGCUUCGAAAUAGCUGGGAGUUUGCGAAUCUCAUGCAGUAUAUCGCAAUCUUUGGGAAACUCAUGAAAAUCGAUGAGGAUUUUGGAAUUGAAGAUUUGGAGAACGAAUGUCUCAAACCUGGCACUUCAGAAAAGCUUCUCGAGAUCGGGCUGUGUCUCCUCAAAUGGGUUUCGUCGCAUCGCGGCCUUACGUUUGAUAACUUCGACGAAUACACGCGACGGCAGUAUAAUGCGAAAGCUCCACACGUUCCCAAUCCCUUCGGGUACGAUGAAACCCCAAACAAGUUCUCAGAGUUCGACGUCUUCUUGAAACUGCGGGUCCUCCAUCAGCUUACGAUAUGGACUUUUUGGAACCCCGAUCGGAUCCGUGAUAAGAUGCCAGAACAGAGGGAGAUCGACCAAACACAAUGGCGUAUUGAGGAAGUAGGAUACGAUCGCGAAGGCCGCUACUACUACAUUUUGGACGACAACAGACUUUACCGCCGUACCGAUCCACCCCUCCCCCCUCCGAAGCCUGCUAAGUCGAAAUCCAAGAGGAAGAGCGCUCGUGCCGUGAGGGCAUCGAAAAGGAGGAGGGUUGUAGGCGCCGCAUCUGACGACGAUUCUGAUGGGAAUACCAAUGGUAUUCAAGCCGAUGCUGCCCCUGAUCCCUUUGCGAAUAUGAAGUGGGAAUGCAUCGCCAUUACGCUUCCUGACUACCAGGAAUUCUUAGACUCCAUAAAGAAUACGAGAGACGCGGACGAAAAGAUUCUCAGAGAUAGAAUUGAGGAACAGGUAUUGCCGGUGAUUGAGAAGGAGGAAGCAGCUCAGGAGCGACAAAGAGCCAAGCGUGAGAAGGAGCUCGCCAACCUCCAGCUUCUCGCUGGCGCUAAAAGAUCGAGCCGUAUUGCCGAAAAGGCUGAGAAGGAGCGACACGAUCGCGAGACUGUCGAGGCAGCGCAGAAGCGGGAGGUAGAAUUGACAGCUGCUCGCAAGGAGGAGGAGAGGAUGAAGAAGAUGGAAUCCGAAAGACGGUCUCGCAUGAUGACUCGGGAGCAACGCAUCAAGGAUCGUGAGAGGAAGCGUUUAUUGCAUGAAAGUGAGCUACAGAGGAUAGAAGAAGAGCAAAAGAAGCUUGAAAGAGGCGAAAGCCGGGCUUCUGAGAGGCAUCUCAGGGCAGAGUUGGAGAAGCAGAGGAAGAAUUUGGAAGAUCUUUCGCAGGAAGACGAAUGGAUAUUCGAUUGUUCCGGAUGUGGUGUUCACGGAGAAAAUCUGGACGAUGGCUCUCAUAGUGUUGCAUGCGAAAAGUGCAAUGUGUGGCAGCACAGCAAGUGCCUUGGUAUCGCACAAGAUGAGGCUGAGCGCGAGGAUUUCCAUUUCGUCUGCAAGGACUGCAAGCGCCGCGAGGAGGAAGCGAAACUUCCCAAAAUACCACCACUUAAGUUCCGCCUUGGUUCUUCUCCAUCGCAAGAUAUUCAUGGUCAUGGAAGCCAUGAAGAUACACACACUGCACCAAAGCCUACUCCUACAAAAAUGCAUGAUGCUUCGUCGAUGGCAGUUAAUGGGUCCCCAUCCAAACAACCUGUGCUAUCUCCACAAUCUCAUGCUCGAGCUCCAGUUUAUACCGCACCCCUUUCAUUCCCCCCGCCUUCCCCCGAACGUCGAUCUCAGCCCAUGCUUGCUGCUUCCUUCAGUCCUUCCCGUGCCCCGUUCUCUCCUUCAAAAGGGGUGAACGGACUAACUCCGUCUUUCCAAGAGCAACCUCCUAAAUUACCGUCUAUUCAACAGGCAACUCAUCUUCCCCCUCUUGGCCGGGGACCUCUUCCUCCGGUCUCUUUUGGCUCACGGCGGCCUUCAUCUUCUCACUCGAUAAAUAGCCUAGCUCUUCUAUCUCCCAUUCAAAAUCGACCCUCGAUGUCUCCUACUCAGGGUAAUCGUGACGUUGGGCCUCUUGCAGGAUUUCCCCCUAUGGCGUCGUCUGACAGUAAUGCACCGUGGACUCCGUUUGGCCACCAUCAGACUCCACGCCCCAGCACUGCCAAUCACCCGUCCUUUUCUUCGAUUUCUAGUGCGAAUGUAUCGUUUAUGGCCACACCUACUACGAACCGGUCCUCGACCCCUCAGAACUCGCAGCCUGUGCUACUUUCUGGCCUCAGUCCAACCAAACAAUCACCACGACCUAUGACUUCUGGAAGCUUAACCGGUGCCCCUAUUCUACCACCAAUCCAGAAACUUGAACCGAGCCCUAAGUUGAUGGGCAGAAGCUCGCCCGAUGCGCCCAUUCCCCCGCCUGUAAAAUGCAUGACUCCAGAGCAGGAGGAGCGCCGGCAGAGGGAGAAUGCCAUGGGCUUCCACAGCCACUUCCCUUCAGCCUUGAAUGGCCAGCCAGUGAUGUCAUCACCGUCGAUCAAUCGCAUACCACCUUUAGAACCAUCCGCGGCCCCGAAACCUGAAAUGUCCCCUACCCAACCUAGCCAGCGAUGA
Messenger RNA from Aspergillus ochraceoroseus IBT 24754, 2541 nucleotides. RefSeq names its product putative PHD finger domain protein. Gene Ontology annotation, cellular component: RSF complex. NCBI's taxonomy places the organism in Eukaryota, Fungi, Ascomycota, Eurotiomycetes, Eurotiales, Aspergillaceae. Gene Ontology annotation, biological process: regulation of DNA-templated transcription. The record is from RefSeq and is a predicted model, not a curated record. The coding region runs from base 1 to 2541 and encodes 846 amino acids. The transcript is spliced from 5 exons.